This is a messenger RNA of Diorhabda carinulata, 2802 nucleotides long. RefSeq names its product reticulon-4-interacting protein 1, mitochondrial-like. The transcript is spliced from 8 exons. The record is from RefSeq and is a predicted model, not a curated record. Bases 512 to 2014 code for a protein of 500 amino acids. Gene Ontology annotation, cellular component: mitochondrion. NCBI's taxonomy places the organism in Eukaryota, Metazoa, Arthropoda, Insecta, Coleoptera, Chrysomelidae. Gene Ontology annotation, molecular function: oxidoreductase activity.
AUAAAUAUUUUGACCCACGUUUUUAAGUUUACACGAGAGAAAAUAUAAACAGAGGUUAAGUUUUUGAACUAUGCACUUCUUCUUUUUCUUCAAUAUUAAAUUCUUUUUUUUUUACUCCACUAUAAAGUCUUCUUUUUUAUUUAUAAUAUAGUCCUUUUUUAUACAAUAUAUAGUCUUUUUUUUUAUACAUUACAUAGUCUUCUUUUUUAUACAUAAUAUAGUCUUCUUUUUUGAUAUUAUGUUCUUCUUUUUUUAAAUAAAAUAAAGGUUGGAUUUUCAUUUGUCAAAUAUAAAUUAUCCUCUAUGGAAUAAUAACCUAAAUAUAAAUGAAAUAUUAUAACCCCAAAAAUAGGAAAUGAAAUUAUUUCAAAUAUUAAGAUUUGUAGCUAUAUUUAUACAGGAUUAUUUAUUUAAGGAACACUUAUUUGGGUUAAUGCAUGAGCACACCGAUAGUACAAAUUUAAUUGUGAACGUUAUUGUUAUGUAAUUUUUAAAGUUUAAAGGACAAAAAAUGGAUGAAAUUUUAUUUAGAGGUUCACAGAGACUAGAAGCUAUACAGAUCCAAAGUAGAGUUCUUACUACUAAAGCGAAAGAAAUCUUUGAGACAUACAUAGCCCAAGGAAAAUUGUAUUUAAUUGAAGCUUGGAAUAAUCCACACAUUUCCCACAUUAAAGUCGGUGUUACAGAAGGAUCUAUUAGAUUAAUUUCAGCUACUAAUGAAUUUAAAGAGAAAAUAAUUAUGUUCAUGAACCCUAAACAAAUGUAUCUAGCAUUUUUAAAUAUCUUUGGAAAAAAAUGGACCUCUAGAGAUAUAUAUUUUGCUUGUGGAGGAUUAAUUAUUGGGGGAGUUGUAGGAUUGUCCAUUGGUAUAGUGUACCAUAAACGAGAACCAAUUCUAAGAUAUAUGCAAGCCAUCCAUUGUACUAAUUAUUUGGGUGCAGAGUCAAUCACCGUUGCAGAAGAUGCGUUUGCUCCAUACGAAUGUAUCAAUAAUAAAGUUCUAGUUAACGUCAAAGCAGCUUCAAUUCAAUUAAUUGACAUUAAAAUAUGCAAGGGAUAUGGGAGGAACUUGAGAAGGAUUUUACAAAGGAUGUAUUCACAAUCAAAUUCAGACUUACCCAUCAUCCUUGGGAGAGACUGUACAGGAAUAGUUACUGACAUCGGUCCAAAAGUUACUAGAUUAGAAGUAGGAGAUGAAGUAUGGUUGACUGUACCUUUUUGGAUGCCGGGUACUUUGUGUCAGUCGGUAUUAGUUGAAGAAAAUAGAAUCGGAAGAAAACCAAAUAAUGUUGGAUUUGAAGGAGCUUGCAGUCUUCCUUAUGCUGGUAGUUUAGCCCUGUCAGCAUUAGUAGAAGCUCGUUUAGAUUCAAUGAAUGCAGGAGGAAAAAAGGUUCUUGUGGAAGGUGGUUGCACACCUGUAGGAUGUGUACUAGUCCAAUUACUCAGCCAGUGGAAAGCAUCAGUUACAGCAACUUGUUAUAAAAGGGCACUGCCAGUAGUUAAAGCUCUAGGAGCUACAGACAUAAUUGUACUUUACGAUAUCUCCACUCCCACAGACAAAUUUGUACCUGAUAAUAAUCGUAAAGAACAGAACAAGGCAUUUAUUGAACAGUUAGAAAAUAGGGACGAACGUUUUGACAUAAUAUUCAGAACUGGUGCAGAAUGCGAAUGUACAGAAGAGGAACUCGGCGCGUUUCUUAAGACUGAAGGUGCCUUUGUAUCUACUCUACCUCCUCCCAUAGAUUCAGAUUCCUACGGAAUAUUUAGAAGAUUUUUACUUUAUUUAUAUAUCAAUAUAAAAUAUAAAUUGCAGAAUAUUCUCAGUUUACCUAUAAACACUUACGAUGAAACGCAUUUGUGUAACGUUACUUUAGAUAGAUUAUCCGAAUUGGUUGAGGACGGUUACAUACAAACGGUCGUAGAUAAAAUCUAUCAACCACAAGAUAUAGAAAUAGCCGUAAAUCACAUACAGAAUCCUAAUUCUAUAGGCAGUACGAUCAUAACGUUUAGGUAACAAUUAAAAAAAAUGAUUUUAGAUGUUUGUAGAUCCUAUUUUACAAAGAAAAUGUCCCGAAAAAUUAAACCUACCCCUUUCCCGAUCUCUUCCAUGAGAAAUUUUAUUGGAAAUUUAAUUGCCGAAGAAAUUAACUAUUUCAAAAGGUAUUAAAUAUAUACAAGGUGCGAUUGAAAGAAAUGAAAUGAUUUAUUCUAUUUAAAAUAAAGUAAAUCUGUAAUAUCAAAUUAAAAUUAAUCUCAAAGACUCUCAUCUGUUCUGUCGUGAGCUUUUCAAUUUCGGGAGUGCUAUAAAAAUGUCUCCCUUGUAGUACGUGUUUUAUUUCCUGGAAGAUCUAAAAAUUGAUGUCACAGUUAUUCCUUUUGGAAAUGUUUUUGCAGUGGAAUGACUCACUUCUAUUUUUAAACCACUCGUGAACAGUUUUAAAAUUUUGAUAUUUCAUGAGAGUCUGGCAUAUUUUUUUUAUCAAUUUAUGUAUUUUUUUAUCACACCUCACAACAAAUUUGAACUCAGUCGUUCUUACUCUUCUCUUCUUCACCAAUAUUUUCACUUUUUCUACUUUUUGUAAUUAUUAAACAUAUUUAUUUAAUAGACAAUGUUAAAACGAAUACUGGGUGUUUCAUUAAUAGUGUGAAAUAUUACAAUUGUUGAAUAAUUGUGAAUACAAAAUAUUAACAUAAAUAAUUAAAAUGUGGCUCCUUACUGAAUUUUAUUUAAAAUUUAAAAAUUUAUUUAUAUGGUGCUAUUUUGUUGUUUACUGUACACGACAAUAAAGUUUUAUGAAAUUA